GUCCACACAGUCAAAGGCUUGUGAGAAUCUGGUGGAUGCUGGACCUUGCUGCUGCUGCUACUGCUGUUUCCAGGGGCUGCAGAGCAUGGACUGUUAAAUCUUGCACUUCUUCUAAGUGAGCUGAAUUCUUGCUGCCAGGAUGGGGAAACAGAACAGCAAGCUGCGCCCAGAGGUCAUGCAGGACUUGCUGGAAAGCACAGACUUUACAGAGCAUGAGAUCCAGGAAUGGUAUAAAGGCUUCUUGAGAGACUGCCCCAGUGGACAUUUGUCAAUGGAAGAGUUUAAGAAAAUAUAUGGGAACUUUUUCCCUUAUGGAGAUGCUUCCAAAUUUGCAGAGCAUGUCUUCCGCACCUUCGAUGCAAAUGGAGAUGGGACAAUAGACUUUAGAGAAUUCAUCAUCGCCCUGAGUGUAACUUCGAGGGGGAAGCUGGAGCAGAAGCUGAAAUGGGCCUUCAGCAUGUACGACCUGGAUGGAAAUGGCUAUAUCAGCAAGGCAGAGAUGCUAGAGAUCGUGCAGGCAAUCUAUAAGAUGGUUUCCUCCGUAAUGAAAAUGCCUGAAGAUGAGUCAACCCCAGAGAAAAGAACAGAAAAGAUCUUCCGCCAGAUGGACACCAAUAGAGACGGUAGGAGGCGGGGGCUUCACUACUUUACUCAGAUGGGGGCUGCUGGAAGGACUGGGGAGUCCAGACUGGGAAGUGCCACUCGGGGCCCUUCAUGUGAGCGGCUCAUCCUCCAGGCCUCCCGGGUGGGUAGGAGGGGAGAGAACCAGGUGGCCAGAGGAGAGCUGAGCCCAGAAUUGGGGGAAAUGCCUUAUUUCUAGUUUUUUCUAUCCUCCUUGUAGGUCAACUUCUACCUCCAAGAGAACAGAAUGGAUCUUGUGGGGCAAGAAUGAAAGGAACCAAGAAACCAUUGUUAGCACAGACCCAUCCUCAGGACAGGCCUAGGCUACAGCAGGCUGGGUCCCUGCAGUCCAGUUCAUCAAAAUGGGGAGAGGGUUGUUAUUCUGUGAUUCUACCCAGAUGACGACAGCUUUCACUCCAGCCUGCCAAAGGGGUUUUGUUGGGGUCUCCUGUGCAUGCACUGAGAUGUGUUUCCCAGAGACAGUGGGCUCCUACAGUCAGUAGGGUGCCCAGGGUAGUGGUGAGGGAGUAAGGUGCCCAGCAGGUUCCCACCCUGAUGGUGCCACCCACAAUUCAAACCCAACAAAGUGAAAAAGAAGGUUGCAUUUCCAACUUAAGAACAGAAGGAUUUUAGAUCUUAAAUUGCCAGAUAGAAUACAGAAGGCGCAAUUAUCCUGGAAUUUCAGAUAAACAGCAAGCAAUUGUUAGGAUUAGUACGUCAAACUAAAAAAGUCACUUGCUGUUUAUCUGAAAUUCAAAGUUAUCGGGGCAUCCUGUAUUUAAUUUGCCAGAUCUGGCAACCCUAUUUAAAUGUUACACUUGAGUUUAAAGUGCUCAGCUCAGGGCCCUGCUCUGUAGCUCUUGCUGUUAUUUUCAGCUCACCCGAUCUGUUCAGAGGCCCCGGCAAUUCUUGUCAACCAUGUGCACAGGCACUUGGGUUCCCCACCUGGUGCUGAUCUAUAGAACAACAGAAGGCUUGGCAGUACAGAGAGCCUCUCUCUCCUUUUAUCCCCUGCCCAGGUACAGCUGCCUGAGAAUCUGGGUUUGUGUGGUACGGGCCAAUCUGCUUGCUUUGUUUCCUCCACAAAGGUGCCAUUCCAUUUGGAAACAUCCUAUGUCCCCUUAUUUGCUUUGAUUCACAGUGAAUAGUUGUGACUAAACAAGCACGGGAUUAUUUUAAUAGUUAAUUAACUUGCUGAUGUUAAACUGCAGGUUUUACUGGUACUCAAGGGAGCACAAUGGGUUUGUGCUGUGCUCUAGGUCCAGACAGCUCUUUAGGAUAGGGCUGAAGGAUGGGAGAAGAUCAGAUGUCACAGGAUAAGGCCCUAAAGCCCUAACUAUGUGUUGAUCACAGGCAAUGAAUUAGGGUCUUUCCACUGGGACUCUGCCGCUGUGGGAUCGCAGACCCCUGGUUGAGUUAGCAUUCUAAGAGCACAACUCACUGCUAAAGACCUGUGCCUUUCUAAGGGAAAACCUCAUGUUUAAAAUUAAAUUUUCAAAGGUUAGGGUUGGGGGAGGGGGGUGGGAGCUGUAGAAGGAAGGAGGAAGAGGGGCUGUAAGUUCACAGCUGUCAAAGGAAUCUUAGCCCAACCAGGAGACUGGGUACUUCAGCUCAGUGCUUGGCUGCUGGACCCCAGGAUUGAGGCCACCUGCACCCCUCCCUGCCGAGAGCAGAGCAGUCCUCACCUAGAGUCUCCUAUCCUUAGAUUUAGCUUGCCUGAUGCUCUUGGAAUCUAACUUCUGGCCUCUGAUUUGAAGAGAAAAAUCUGGGCCCACAGGCAAGUUCUCCUAGGAGCCAACUCUGAAUCAUGCAGACAGUUAACUGAAGAAAGCCAGACGUCAUGCCGAGCUCCAGGUCUGCCCCUGCUACCUCCAGCUGGUGCCUCCCAGAGCCGACAUCUGAGAGAUUGCAAAGCGUUCGGAGACCACGCCUGUCUCCCUUCCCUCAUGCUUUGCCAAGCUGGAGGAAGUCAUCACCAUUGUAACUACUAUGUGGGCAGGGCAGGGCUCAUAAAAAAUGGCCAGAACAGAAAGCUUGAAGGGGAUCAGCUCUACAAAUUAAAAAUAAAUUAAUAAAUACAUCCCUAUCUUUUUCCUUCAUGGAGAUAAAGCGGGUUUCAUUAAACAUGAACUAGGCUCUGGUGGGGAGGGAGUUGUGGCUGAGGAGAAGAUAUGUUUGUUGGUGUUUCUGUUGGGGGAGGCCCCCUUCUGUCGGGUUUGGAGUAAGUUGAAAAGUAAAAGAAGACAGAGGUCAAAAGAUAGAGAGACACUGGAGGCUGUGGCUUAGCGUGAGAGUCCAAGGGCAUGCUGAAAAACCCACAGGCGUGCAGAGCCGGCCAGGCCGGGUGCUGCCCUUGGAGGAGCAGAUGGAAAUAAAUCCUCUCUGGGGCAGCUCCUUUCAAGAGAAAAAGGGAGGGCAAAGCUGGGUGAAGGUGCCUGGCAAUGCCUCCCAAAUUUACCAAUCGAACGUGUCACUUCACUCCCAGGGGCGGGGUAGACAAAGAGGAAGGGUCCUUCUGGAAGCACCAGGAAUGGGGAAAGCCUUGCAGUCCCCCAACUCCUACCCCACCCCCUCCCCUCCUCUCCACAAGUGACAGAAGGGCCUUCCUGAAAGAGAAUUCUGUAUGUGCUUCAGUGUAAGCAGAAAGGAAAGGUCACUGGGGUCGGAGUGGAAGCCCAGGCUGCUGAGCCUCCCUCCUCCAGCACAUCAGGGUAGCAGGAGAGCACCCUAACUGAGAGGCAGAAAACCAUGGGUUACCCUCUGCCGUGAACAUACCCUGCUCUUCCCCUGACCUCAGAUGGAGGCGCAGCUGUCUUCCCGUGGUGUAUGAACACUUAUGUCCAUGGCUUCUUCCCCAAGAUAGGAUGGGCUCUUGCAGCAAACCUAAGAACACAGAGUGGCCUGAAGAACACGAAGUGGCUCAGAAGGCUCCAGGGAACAUUAUGGGAACCAACGGGGUGCUGCCAGGGCCCAGCUCGUUCUCAUAAAGGCAGGAAGGCCACUUAUUUUACAAAUGCUGAGUGAGCCUCUCCAGGGCGUCUGGAGCCAGGAGGUCAGGGAUCAAGUCAGCAUCAUCCGCCACCCUCUCCCCAGCCCCGGGCCCAGGGCCGGGCACACAGUGGGCUCUUAGGCAGCGGUGUUUGACUGCCACAUGUACUGUCCUAAGUGCUGGCAAUGCCAUGGUGAACGAGGCAGCAGUGUUCCUGGAGAUUCUGCUGGGCUCUUCCCCGGGACAGGUGAGUGCUGUGUGUCACAGUGGCAGUGAGGCUGCAGGCAGAAGGUGAAUCGACACUGCCCAGCACGCAGUAGUGGGAAGGGUGUAAGCUCAUGCAGCAGCCACCAGCCACCACUCACCCAUCCUCUUGCUUCCUAGGAAAACUCUCCCUGGAAGAGUUCAUCCGAGGAGCCAAAAGCGACCCGUCCAUUGUGCGCCUCCUGCAGUGCGACCCGAGCAGUGCUGGCCAGUUCUGAGCCCUGCGCCCACCAAUCGAAUUGUAGAGCUGCUUGUGUUCCCUUUUGAUUCUUCUUUUUAACAUUUUUUUUUUUUUGCCAAACAAUAUCAAUGGUGAUGCCGUCCCCUGUGCGGUCUGAUGCGCCUUCCUCCGUGACGCCUUCAGCUUCUUUUGUCGUGGAUGCUUCGUGGGAAUGCCCAGAGCCCCGGUGUGCUUGUGGAGAGCAUGGACAGACUUCGUGGUGUUCAUUGUUUGACGAUUUUUAAUCGUUACUAUUAUUUUUUCUUUUGAUUCUAAUGUCUCUGUUCUAAAACCUAAGACUCGGGGGUGGGGGCAAAAGAAGGGAAACCCAUCCAGUCCUGUGAUUCUAUUGCAAGCUUCAAGGGGCUUUUGUUUGAAAGACAAAACUCCCCACCUGGGUCUGUUGUCACACAUGCCAUAGGGGUGAUGGAUGGCACCGGAUGCUGGAUUCCCCAAGAACAAGUUACCCUCUGGGGUGAGGCUAUUCCAGGGAGCUGGGACAUUUCCCCAUGGGGGCCCACUCCCCCCUCUUCCCCUGCAGGCUGUAGUUUCUAAGCUGUGAACAUUUCAAGGUAAAUUAAUAGAGGAGAGGAAAAAGAUGGCUCAGCUAUUUUUUCACAGGUUUACACUAGUUGAGCUAAUAUGCGUGUCUUUGGAAAUUAAACACAAAUGGUAACAUAUUCCAAAACCAGACCCAUCUUGUUGCCUAUUGUGAUAAAAUAAAACGACGGCUGUAUAUAACAUAUUGGGUAAUGCAGACCAAAUUAAGUGUUUUGCCUUGUUUAAAUGCAAUGCAUGUUUAGUGAGCACUAAUACAAUCUUAUUCCAGAAGACUGUUUUUAGUAGCUUAUUGUGAAGUAAGACAACUAUAAUGAAUGUCUGUCUUGUUUUGAAGUCAUAUCUGUCUUUGCACAAAUGUACCAAUCAACAAGUAUAUUUUAUAUAUUCCAUAAAAAUACAAAGUAACCCUGACUAGGGCCCAACUUUAAUUUUGAAUGCGUUUCCAGAGUGGCCAUGCCUAGAGGGCAGAUGCAGAGCAGGUGGUAGUGGGACAGGACAAUUGGAGCACAGGAAUGUUAACAUGUACGACAGGGGACCAGUAGGGUGAUUUGCCUCUCAGGCCCAGCAGCCCAUUGACAGCAUUAGACUGGCGGCAUGGUGCUUUUCUGAGCAGAUCAAUACUCUGCAGACUCGAAAAAAAAAUCGCAUACAUUCUUGGAACUUCCCAGUGGUUUAAUCUAUGUGCAUGGUUAGGGAGCCAGGUCUGGAAUAUUCAGUUUCCCUGCCCCCGUUAAAGAAUCAAAGAGGUUGGGCAGUCAUCAAAUUCAUCAUAAAGACAUGGGCAAGUGUAUCUGUGGUUUCCAAGGCCCCCCGAUGGAGAAUCCAAAAGUAUUUUCCAUUGCUGUGCUCUUUGAAUGCAGACUUCUAUUUCCAGAAGUGCCAGCACAAGUCUGAGUUGCUGUUUGGUCUGGUGACCUCAGACACACUGAUUUGAAUUGAAAGCUAAGAGUAAAAAUUUGCUGGUUACAGGCAAGUCAUACUCUGCAAGUAGUUGGCAAAGGGAGGCCCAAAUACUCAAGGUUGUUGAUGGGGAAUUUGCCCCUAAGAGAAGGCAGAGAGGUCCCUAGUGGGUAUAUUUGCCGCCAAGCCACUUGCCAAAGAACAGGAACCACAGAAAGAGAGACAUCAUAACCAGGAGAAAAAUGUGGCUAGACAUGCUAACCUCCAGGUUUUUAUAUGUGAUUUGAGUCUGCUGUAAUUGGUAGCAGAAAUCCAAAUUUGUAUGGUAGACCAAAAAGAACCAAAUCUGUAAGGUGAAAUUUUGAGACCUGGACUAUGUAAAAAUAAUCCUAGUCUUCCCCUUGGGGUCAGUUCCUCACAGUGGUUCUGUACCAAGACUUGCCAAAUUCCUCCAUGGCCAAGUGUUAAAAUCUAUGUUUGAAAAAUAGCGAAUUAACCUAAGACACAGAAGGCAGACUGGGUGAGGAGACCCAGCAUGCCCUAUUGGCAGUGCUCAGGAGCUGCAUCCCACUUUUCCCUGCUCUGAAUCGAAGUCCUAAUUCCUUCCUUUAAUUCUCCUUUGGUAGGUGGAAUCAGUUAAUGUUUUGAGAAACCUGCCUGGGCUCUGCCCUUGGUCAUGACGUCUCGCUGAGCCAGUCCCACUCUGUUCCUUGGAACCUAGAGCUGGAGUGAGGAGUAGAGGUCUCCAGCUAUUCCAGAAAGAAAAGUGAGCCACAUGCAGGCUGAUGAACGCUGACACUUCCAGAAUGUAUGGAAAUAGUCCCUGUCCUGGCCUGCCACUGACCCUGUCUGUAUUUUCUCGGAGGUUGUUUUUCUCCUUCUCCUUCCCAGGAAGGUCUUUGUAUGUCGAAUCCAAUGCACUCAAGUUUGGCCAAGGGACGCCACAGCACCCAGAAGGCUGCAUGCCUCAAGGUUUAUGUCACUCCUCUGCUGGGCUGUUCAUUGUCAUUGCUGUGUUCUGGGACCUUUGGAAAUAAAACCUGUUCUGUCCCAAAUAAAACCAGCCUGUGAUGUUCAAGGGACUGGAAUAAAGUGGCUUACGACCUGAAGGAUUCUACAGAGUGCUCGACCGUUCAUACAUCGUUCAGAGUGGGAGGGGGGCUGGGGGUGCUGUCCCAUCCCAUCGGUAUGCCCACAGUGGAUUUAAUAAUGUAUAAUUUAUAGAUUAUAGCCUAUGGAGUGGCCCGUAUAUCAGUUGACUGUGUAGCUCUCGCCUGGCAUUAAAGCAUAUUUUUGGUUUAA
This is a messenger RNA of Symphalangus syndactylus (siamang), 6857 nucleotides long. It is a transcript of the gene NCALD, whose product is annotated as neurocalcin delta. NCBI's taxonomy places the organism in Eukaryota, Metazoa, Chordata, Mammalia, Primates, Hylobatidae. Gene Ontology annotation, molecular function: calcium ion binding; actin binding; tubulin binding. Gene Ontology annotation, biological process: calcium-mediated signaling. The record is from RefSeq and is a predicted model, not a curated record.